Molecule: messenger RNA, 1938 nt
Organism: Theobroma cacao (cacao)
Lineage: Eukaryota; Viridiplantae; Streptophyta; Magnoliopsida; Malvales; Malvaceae
Product: zinc finger protein SHOOT GRAVITROPISM 5-like
Cellular component (GO): nucleus
Molecular function (GO): DNA-binding transcription factor activity
Source: RefSeq, a predicted model, not a curated record
GAGCUUUAUAAGCUAGACUCGCCUCAACCUUACCUGCUCAAGGUGGGGGUCAAUGAAACAACAAGACCAAGAAAAAAAGCUCAAGGGAGCCCAAGAGCAGAAAUAAAGAGAAAAGCUAAAAAAAAAAAGCCUUAAAGCUUAAAGAAAGCUGAUAGCAGAAAGCAAUAGCUUUUCUUCUUCAUGUUCCCCCCUCCCUACCUUUCUCUCUCUAAGCAAACCUUCCUUUCUAUCUUUCUCUCUCUGCCCAUUUUCCUCUUGUGUUAUCAGUAAAGCUGAAUUCCCACCUCGCACUAUUCCAACUCCACCACCUGUACAGCUAAAGAUUGAUUGAUUUGUUUUUCACUUCAACUCACACACAGACGCACCACCAACAACAAUCUCCAACAUAUAGUCUACCGAGAAACACCAAUAACAAUAUGUUGGACAACACUCCUACUUCUGCCCUUCCAUCUUCCUCCUCUGAUCCUCUCACUCCCUUGGAAAAUGGGGCCACCCAGAAAAGAAAAAGAAAGCCAGCAGGCACCCCAGAUCCGGAUGCGGAGGUGGUGUCUUUAUCUCCAAAAACGCUGCUCGAAUCAGACAGAUAUGUUUGUGAGAUCUGCAACCAGGGAUUUCAAAGAGACCAGAACCUUCAAAUGCAUAGGAGAAGGCACAAGGUGCCUUGGAAGUUGCUGAAAAGGGAAACGCAAGAGGUGAAGAAGAGGGUAUUUGUUUGCCCUGAGCCAAGCUGCUUGCACCAUGACCCUUGCCAUGCCCUGGGAGAUCUGGUUGGCAUAAAGAAACAUUUCAGGAGGAAGCAUAGCAAUCAGAAACAGUGGGUUUGCGAGAAGUGCUCUAAAGGAUAUGCUGUUCAGUCUGAUUACAAGGCUCAUCUCAAGACUUGUGGCACAAGAGGCCAUUCUUGUGACUGUGGCCGUGUUUUUUCCAGGGUGGAGAGUUUCAUUGAGCACCAAGAUGCUUGCACUGUUCGGCGAGUUCAACCUGAAUUGCAGGCGCUGCAGCCUGCCUGCUCCUCUCGAACGGCUUCAAGUACUAGUCCAUCAAGCGAUGCCAACUUUAGCAUAGGCCCGUUGCCUGGGUUGCCGUUGCCAAAAUCAAUUGAGCCUAUUUUCUUGUACAGUCAUGCGUCUACUUUUGACCACCAGCACCAACUGCAACACAAUCUUGAACUUCAGCUUCUACCAUCAUCAAGCACUCACUCGUCGCGUAAUUCAGAUGAGAAUUACGCGACUCGUUUGAAGUUAUCAAUAGGAUCAAGUGACUGCGGUGAAAAGAGAGAAGCAAACAAGCUUAGUUUGGAUACAUGUAGAGAAAAAAGUGCCAGUGAAACGGCAUUGGAAGCUACAAGGUUGAAAGAGUUUGCUAGUGAGCAGCUAAAGUUGGCUAUGGCCGAGAAGGCCUACGCUGAAAAGGCUAGACAAGAAGCAAAGAGGCAGAUAGAGAUGGCUGAGCUUGAGUUUGCUAGUGCUAAGAGGAUAAGGCAACAAGCGCAAGGUGAACUCGAAAAGGCUCAAGUUCUGAAAGAUCAGGCGACAAAGAAGAUAAGUACUACUAUCAUGCAGAUCACUUGUCAAGCUUGCAAGCAUCAAUUCCAAACAUCGACAGCUGCGGUUCCAGCUGAUGAGACCUCACUCGCUAUGAGUUACAUGUCCUCAGCCACAACAGAAGGGGAAGGAGAGUGACGGCAAGUUGAUCAAGCAAUGAAAAUGAUCAAUCCUUAGCCCUUAAAUCUCUUUGUUUUUGAUCUGCAUGUUUCGUUUUUCUUUGCUAUGUCAAGUAGUUCUGACCAAUAUCAUGGCUUUGGUUAAAAAAAAAGAAAAAAAAAGGUAUCUGUAAGCAGUUUUUGAAUUGAUUUAGUAUAUCUUCAUUUGUUUAAUUGAACGUAGAUGAUGCAAUUUAAUGGUAUGCAGUGAAGUGCAAUAUGCCAAUAUCUAUAUA